Molecule: messenger RNA, 4683 nt
Organism: Tuber aestivum (summer truffle)
Lineage: Eukaryota; Fungi; Ascomycota; Pezizomycetes; Pezizales; Tuberaceae
Source: the annotation of a GenBank genome assembly
ACACACCAAACAAGCUGCAGCUCAACAAUCAUGGCCACUGGCUACAGAAACAUCCCCACGGUGGACGGUACAUAUGACGAAGACGAAGAGCGCCUCACUGCCCUUCCAUCUUCCACCGAACCAUUAAUCGGAGACGAUGGUGACAACGGGAGGAAGGGUCCCGGGGAUGGUGAGAGGGUGGGACUCUGGAUCUGGUUGCUCACCGUGAGUGCCGGUAUCAGCGGGCUCUUAUUUGGAUGUGAGUUGUAUUUUGUCUUUGUUUCUCCGAAGCUUUUGGUUCUGUUGAGUUUCCAUGGAGUUGUUUUCUAACCGGCUUCAAUAGAUGAUACCGCAUCUAUUUCCGCCGCACUUCUACACCUCGCACCGUCAUUAUCUACCCCCGAACAUUCAGUUACAACGUGGGAUAAGUCGCUCAUUACCUCGUCAACCUCUCUCGGAGCUCUGAUCGGCGGAUUAUUCGCCGGUUUGCUGGCGGAUUAUAUGGGGCGUAAAGGCGUCAUCUACGUCGCCGACGCGCUAUUCAUUGCGGGAGCCGUUUGGCAAGCUCUCUCAACUAGUGUCGCUGCAAUGAUCGUUGCUAGGACUGUUGUUGGAUUAGGCGUUGGCGUGGGAAGCUUGAUUGUCCCGCUUUACAUCUCGGAAUUAUCACCUCCAUCGCACCGUGGGAGACUGGUCAUUAUAAACGUGUUGUUCAUCACAUUCGGACAGCUGAUUGCCUACGCGUUGGGGAUUAUCCUAUCACCACCCACGCUUUCUCAGGACGCUAGUUGGAGGUAUAUGCUCGGGCUUGGGGGGCUGCCAGCAGGUUUACAGGUCGUUGUAAUGAUAUUCAUGCCCGAGACACCCCGCUGGCUGCUACAACACUCACGGCGCAAUGAAGCCGCGAAGGUGAUCGCGAAAGCCUACGGAAAUCUCACGGCUCGAGAGGUGGACCAAGUGAUCACAGGAAUAGAAGCCGGAGUAUCGGCGGAUACCUCUGACACACUUACCGAGAAGUUCAAACUUCUCUUCAGCGUCGGCGGUAACCGUCGCGCCCUGACCAUUAGCUGUCUGUUACAAGGCCUUCAGCAAGCCUGCGGUUUCAACUCGCUAAUGUACUUUUCCGCAACUAUAUUUUCCAUGAUCGGAUUCAAGAAUCCGACCGCGACAGCCAUGGUGGUUGCAGGCACAAAUAUGGCCGCCACGGCAAUAGCCUUCAAUCUCAUCGACCGUCUUGGCCGCCGUCGCAUCCUUUUAUUAUCGAUCCCGGGAAUGGCCAUUGGUCUCCUCCUUUGCGCUCUUGCAUUCUCCCACCUCCCUGUGCUAACUCCCGUCACCGCCACCACCCCAAACACCGCAUCUAUAACGAACCUCUGGCCACCCAUCCUGAUUAUCUUCAUGGCAUUCUACGUCGCUUCGUACGCGCUAGGCAUCGGUGCGAUCCCAUGGGUCGUUCAAUCCGAGUUCUUCCCCAUGCGGGUACGCGGCCUCGGCACGGGUAUGGCUACAGCGACGAACUGGAUACUAAACUUUAUGGUCGGCGCGAGUUUCUUGCCUGCGGUGGAGUUGAUGUAUGGUGGCGCAGCCGGUCUAUUCGUGCUUUAUGCCCUAGUGUGCGUGACUGGGACUGUGGCGGUGUGGUGGGUCUACCCGGAGACAAAGGGUCUUAGAAUGGAGGAAAUUGAGGAGGUGUUGAGGGAGGGGUGGGGGGGUGUUGGAAAGAGAGUUGACUAAGAAUAUAUAUUAAGGCGUGGCGUUUUCAGCUUAGGAUCGUGCAUUGUCGGGCGCUUUGGGUUGGGAUUUCCUCUUUUUAUUAUUAUUUGUUUUUGCUCAAGGUAGGGUUCUAGAUCGUGUGAAGGAGGGAAGCGGAUUGGUUUAUUCAUGUAGGUCCAGACCAUGAUGUGUUUUUUUUUUCUUCCCCCAGUGCUACUGUAUGUCAUCGAGAGUGAGUGGGUAGUGAAUAGCAAUUAUGAUAUCAUACUCAGUUGAUUAUCCUCCGACACUUCAGUCCGGGUAUUUCUUUUUUUUUCCCUUUCAUUUUAACUCUCAUCUGUAAUUAUUUUCGGCCAGAGAUGAAUGAUAUCUCAGCGAUGCCCGUCAUUUACGCAGACACGAGAUCCGUCCAUCCUCUUCCAAUUUGGCAGGGGGAAAGACACCCAUUUCCCCGCCGGGUAUUCCCACCGCCGCCGUGUUCUUCUCUCUCUUCCGGGAAAAAUAUAUAUAAUUGAACACUUUCUGUCUUCCAAUCCUAAUCGUGAGUAAAGUCGGGUGUGCUUCUCAUGGUCUUAAAUCCCCAGCGUUGUAAAUUUCGAUCGGUGCUGUAGAGGACAUAUUCUGGUGUACUUAUCCGUAUGGAUUUGGUAGUUGUUUUUUUUUUUGAUUCACGGAGGGGGAUAUUUAAUCAUUUAUUAUUUAUUUAUUUAUUUAUUUGGGUAAUCCAAUCCUCGGUAACACUCCGGCAUAGAGAUGUACUAGUACAGUAGGUGGUAGAGGGUUUGGGAUUAUUAUACGUUUAUCGCACCUUCCCGGUGGACAAAUGAUAUUAUAGUAGCUUUUGGUGUUUGGUGCUAUGUUCGUCGUCCCCCGUUUGUCCUUUUUUUCCCUCCCGUGCGCUGUGUCGUAGCGGUCAAUCUCUCACUUUCCUGGUCAGGGAUUAUAUUGGGAACGGUGGUCAUGGUCCUGGUCACCUGCUUCUCUGGUAUCCACACCGAAUGAAUGAUGGUGCGAGGCCUUCUGGACUAUGAGUUUAAUCCUCUUUCUUGGUAGGGGAUGGAUUAUUGGUAGUUGCUAGGAAUUUCCCUGUAGGAUAGUGUAUAUAUUCCUACAUGACCAUCGCAAUGGACGAUCAUGUAUCAUGUCUUCUGCCGUACGAAUGUCCAAGCUUUCUUGCAUCUUUUACCGCAAAUUAUUCCACCAAAUGCGUAGCGAAAGGGGCGUCUCACUUUACCAAGAGAGAGUCUAUGUGUCUCCUAACUCGCCGGCUCGGCUGAGAUUUUGAAAGAAAAAAGUGUUGGAUUUUUUUUAUUGUCCCCCCUGGGGGAUUUUGCGCAGGGAGGAGGUUGCUCUUCGGGGCGACUGCAGCUGGUCAUAUGGAGCUGGAUUUGGGGUGGCCUCUGCUCGGGUGUGGCGUUGUCUAAUACUUGCAGCUGUUGGGCUGCGACCCUGCUUGAUUUUGGGAUAUUCUUGAGGAUGUGGUGAGAGUUCGUUACGAUCUCUUCUAUCGGACCAGGGAUAAUUUUCGGGCCAGCACCCAGACGCUCCCUUGGCCAAGCAUUUUAUUUUUGACCGCAUUCAGCUGAAGAGAUGAUUGGCGGUAUUCAAGUGUAGCACAAUGAGUUGUACGGUACUUCACCCCUCUCCACACCCCCAAUCACAGAGCCCGAAACGACGUGCUCGCUGAAACGAAACUCGACCGACACGGCUCUUCUUGUUUCUUCUAUUGCUCGCCCCGAGAAUCAAGCCCCCGAUCCAGAGUAGAGACCGGUGCUCCCAUCGCUUGAACAUGAGUAACAGUCAGAAAAUCCCCGCGGACGAUAAUCCCUCGGGAGCUCCCAGUGAACGCCUUCUAAGAUCUGGGGCUGUGGGGAAACACUCGGGUGAGCAGGGUGGAGGAGUAUGGGAUCCACUCGGGCGGAAACACCUUGACCCAAACCUUGCAGACGAGAGAAUACGCACCCCGCUCUUCUGGGCCGUCAUGAAUGGCCUCGCAGAAGUCGUGGAGCUCCUCCUGAAGCGGCCGUCUGUCAACCCAAAUCUAGCCGACUGGCAUGGACGGACACCCUUAUCGCUAGCCGCCUCAAGCGGCAAUGGGAAGAUCGUGAGACUACUCCUAGAUCGGGAGGAUAUCCGCCCCGAUGCCGCAAACGCUUUCGGCCGAACGCCGCUUUCCUUCGCCGCGCAACACGGGCAUAUCGAGUUAGUAGAGUUAUUUCUGGCCCGGAAGGACGUGAGCCCAGACACCCCAAACCGCGCGGGGCGGACACCGCUCUCAUUUGCCGCAGCGGAGGGUCACAAGGACAUGGCAAGGCUGCUUCUGGGCAGGGAAGGAGUCAAAGCGGACGCUUGCAGUGCAGAAUCUCGGUCACCGCUCCUGUUCGCUUGCUCCGGAGGCCACGAUGAAGUUGUGGAAUUACUUCUGGAGAGGGAUGAUGUGGACCUGAACCGCGCUGACGACUACUGGGCCAACACGCCAAUUGGCUGGGCGGCUUCCACUGGGAAUAAAAGGAUAGUUGAAAUGUUGCUGCAGCGGGAAGAGGUCGAUCCGAAUCCCCGGAAUCGCGAUGGGGACACUCCGCUCAUGUGUGCCGUCAAUAUGGGGCAUGAGGCUGUAGUGGAGCUCUUGCUGAGCUGCGAACGUGUCGAUCCGAAUCUGUCCUCUCCCCAUGGCCAAACGGCACUUUCCUACGCGGUGGGUAGGGGCCGUGAGAGAAUGGAGGCGAUGUUGUUGGAUAGAGCGGGCAUUAAUCCUUGUGUGCGAGAGAGAGAUGGUUGACCUCCAAGCCCUCGGGCGGUGACCAGUGGAGUGGGAGAUAGCGGAAUUGAUUUGAUAGUCGAUUCAAAUUUAUGGGUCGUGGGGCUCCUUGGUCCGGAACGUUCAUACUAGGGCUCUUUUGUGGUUCGAUGUUUCUGUGUAUUCGUUGCCGGUGUUAUUUGUUUUGCUGUAUCUUAGCUCUUCGGGCCCAACUUACAGUCUCGUUUAUUCAG